UUCCGUUCAUUUUUGUUCUUAUAUCCUAUUUGCUCAAUUCAAAAGGCUAUGAAACUAAACGAUACUGUUGGAUGUCCAUUGAAGGCGGUAUUCAAUAUUCGUUUAUAAUGCCUGUAUUGCUUUUAAUAUCGUUCAAUACAUGUUUAAUAUUAUUGGUGCUAAAACGAUAUUUCGAACGAAAACCAUUGUCACAUUGUUCACAAAUUCAUCAGAUUCGGCCAUCAAUAAGAGCUUGUAUUAUAUUAUUACCAUUUUUUUGUCUCAAUUGGUUUUUGGGUGUUUUAUCAUUGGAAACAUUACGAACAACACCAUUUGAAUUGAUAUUCGCAUUAACAAAUGGAUCACAUUCAUUUUUAACAUUUUAUUUUCAUUGCUAUCAACGUUAUAAUCUCAAACAUUAUCUUCAGCAAUAUGGUUCAUUACAAUUAAUAUUCAUUGAUUUGAGAAAUAAUGACAAUGGCAACAACAUGAUGGAUGGGAGUGGAAAAAUAUCAAAAUUUUUAAAUGACUAUAUACCUCAAAUAUCUAAAUGGUUAUUCGGCGACAAUAAUGUUCAUCAUCAACAUUCGAAUAGUGAAGAUGAUGUUGAUCAUAAUAAUGAUAAUAUUGGUGGCCAUCAUCACUCACAUCAUCAUUAUCACCAUCAUCAUAAUAAUCGAUAUCAUUAUCAUCAUCAACAUUAUCACGAUCAAAAUCAUCAAAUGGAUUCCGAUGAUGCAGAACUUUUAUUGCAAAAAGAUUCAAUCUCUACGGCUUCUGAUUUAUUGAAUGUUGAAAAUAAUGUUACAGAAAAUAUUUUAUUCAAGAAUAAUGACAAAAAAUGUUUGCUAAGUGAUAACAAUAACAACACAAAUGUGAAUGAUCUUAAUGAUUGUGAAAAACAGCGAAAACUACAGCAAUCUAUUUUAAAAUCAAAAGAUGAUGUAACGAUUCUGUCAGCAAAUGAAAUACCUGACCAACAGAAUCAUAAUUCUUUAACGAAAACUAAUUUAAUAUGCUGUUGUAGUAAUAAUGCCUAUGAUUGUCCCGUUGAAUGUUCAUUUCAAUGUCCCAAUACAACUACAUCUUUAGCGACAGAACAUUCCACUGCACCAUUUAUCGAUACGACAAUGCCAGAUUUUACUUCAUCAUCCAUUCCGUUGAAUCGAUCAUUAAGUUUUCCAACAGUUUUGUUUGAUCAACAUUCACAGCAACAAUCUUGUAAUGCCUUCAAUUUGCAUCCUUAUCUUCAACAAAAACAACUGCAUCAAAAUUCAAAUCUCCAUCAUCAUAUGACAGGCGAGACAUCAAGAACAUUGUCGGUUACAAAUAGUAACAAUACUAUAGCUAAAACUAUUGACGGCAAACAAACUAGCUCCAUUAAGCCAACUGCAUCACAGCAGCAUUCUCAUUGUUGUUGUUGUUAUUAUUGUCGCCAACAACCCAUUAAUAAUGGCAAUGAUUUAAAUCCAGAAUCUAUUUUGUCAGUUUUCCAACAUCAUCCACAAAAUCAAGUCAUACCGAAUAGUGGAUUUUAUUCGCAUCAUCUGUCAUCGUGCUCUUCUUCAUCAUCAUCAUCGCCAUUGUCCCUCAUGCCAUCAUUAGUUACAAAACUGCCAACAACAUCAAUGCCAUUGUCAUCAUCAUCAUCAACUUCUUCAUCGCUGUCUUCAUCUUCUAUUCGCUAUCAUAAUCAUUCUUCACAACGACAACAACAACAUAAUCAUUAUGAUAAUAUGAACUUUGCCAAACAUUUUUCGAAUAAUGAUUCUUUAACAGUUCAUAAAUAUAAUGAUGGUGUUACAUCAGUAGCUAAUAAUUUUGAAACGAUUAAACUGAAUUCCACCGUGAAUAUUAUUCAACAACAAGAACAGAAAUCAUUAACAAUAGAAAAUCGUUUGAAAAUCAACCCUACGAAUAAUUUAUUUAAUGAUGACAACAACAACAAUGAUUAUGAUGAUAAUGACGAUGAUGAUGAAUUGAUUUGCAUUCAUGAUAAUUUCAACGACAAUAAAGAUAUUACAGCCAUGUUUGAUUCAUAUGGAAUGAUUCGUAAUUCGGAUAAUUUGUUCGGCGAUUAUAAUAAUUUUUCAUUCACAUCUAUGAACCAUUAUAAUCAUCAAAAUGAAAGACAUAAAACAACAUCAAACAUAUCAUCAUCAUCUAAUGUUAAAAUCAACCCAAUAAAUUCAUCGAAUCAAUUGACCAAAAUUGAUUUUUCUUUACCAUUAAUCAACGAAACUGUUGACGAUAUUGAUAUUCAUGAUGGUCAUCAUGGAUCAAAUCAUAUAAUUUUAUCAGAUAUGAAUUGUUUGGAUGAAGAUGAAGAUCUGAUCAUAAUUGAAAUCGAAGAUGAAGACGAUGAUGAUGAUGAUGAUGACGAUGAUACCGAUGAAAUAAUCGAAUCGGAUUAUGAACAAGAAAUGCCUGAAUCAUAUUAAAAUGAUGAUAAUACUUUAAAUUUUGUUAUAAUUUCUUUGUUCUUUGUAUAUUAAAAUUUGCAAC
Messenger RNA from Dermatophagoides pteronyssinus (European house dust mite), 2484 nucleotides. RefSeq lists its product as uncharacterized. Gene Ontology annotation, molecular function: G protein-coupled receptor activity. Gene Ontology annotation, cellular component: plasma membrane. Gene Ontology annotation, biological process: cell surface receptor signaling pathway; G protein-coupled receptor signaling pathway. Lineage: Eukaryota; Metazoa; Arthropoda; Arachnida; Sarcoptiformes; Pyroglyphidae. The record is from RefSeq and is a predicted model, not a curated record.